Molecule: messenger RNA, 2116 nt
Organism: Erigeron canadensis
Lineage: Eukaryota; Viridiplantae; Streptophyta; Magnoliopsida; Asterales; Asteraceae
Product: galactoside 2-alpha-L-fucosyltransferase-like
Exons: 2
Coding region: 259-2025 (588 amino acids)
Biological process (GO): cell wall biogenesis; xyloglucan biosynthetic process
Cellular component (GO): Golgi apparatus; membrane
Molecular function (GO): galactoside 2-alpha-L-fucosyltransferase activity
Source: RefSeq, a predicted model, not a curated record
UCAAACUAGUAAACAACUACGCCGAAAGAUGUCACCACCGACAACCUCUGAUCAUAUGUACAUCGUGCUGCCAAUACAAUUCAACACACCCAUCGUCAUCAUCAUUAAACAACAAUACUUGCAAUCAAUCCAUCAAACAAAAACACACACUUUCACCUUUUACACACACAGUUAACCAUUUUUCCGCCACUUGCAAUCAAAAAGCAAGAAGUUUUUCAAUAAGUCAACCCUUUUGACUUUCGUUUCUUGCAUACCCAUAUGGUGGAUAUGAGAAGAUUACACAAAAAUCCAAGUGAUCCACCCAACAUUCCGGAUCUUGAAAACGACGUCGUAGCUCAUGAUCAACCCAACAAAUUUGGGGUGAAUCCUUUGAAAUUAAUGGGGGGUUUUAUUGUUUGCUUGAUGGGUCUUUCUGUUUUGUUUUCAAUUUCUGUCAUUUUCAAGGAUUUUUCACCAAACAGUGAUAGUAACAUAUGGAAUGUUGCUGAUGCUACUAGGGUUCUUGAUAUGGCCCCUCCCAGAGAUUUAGGUCAAGAAGAUGAUCCAUUAGCAUCAUUUGUGAAGCACAAAAAGAAGCUACAUUCUUCAGGUUUUGAACAUGAUGACAAGCUACUUAAUGGCCUACUUUCUAGUCUAUUUGAUGAAGAUUCUUGCCUCAGUAGGUACCAAGUAGCAUCAUACCGCAAAGAAUCACCCUUAAAACCUUCUCCUUACCUCAUUUCUAGGUUAAGGAGAUAUGAAGUGCUUCACAAACGUUGUGGACCCUACACAGAGUCGUACAACCGAACUGUAGCAAAACUAAGGUCCGGUGAGCUCACUAAAGAUGACGACUGUAACUAUCUGGUUUGGGUAUCCUUCAGUGGCCUUGGGAACCGAAUUUUGACUUUGGGGUCAGCGUUUCUCUAUGCACUCUUAACAGAUCGUGUCUUGCUUGUUGAUCGUGGAGUUGACUUAGAUGAUCUCUUCUGCGAACCUUUUCCAGAAGCUUCCUGGUUACUUCCUCUCGAUUUUCCAAUAAUUGAUCAAUUCAAGAGCUUGAAUCAGAAAUCCCCAGAGUGUUUUGGUAAUAUGUUAAAGACGUCGAACAAUUCAUCGUCAUCAUCAUCAUCACCAUAUGUUUAUCUUCAUCUGGUCCAUGAUUAUGAUGAUCAUGAUAAGCUUUUCUUUUGUGAUCAAGAUCAAAGCUUUCUUCAAAAUGUACCGUGGGUGAUCAUGAAAUCCGAUAAUUACUUCAUUCCAUCUCUUUUUUUAAUGCCAUCUUUUGAACAAGAACUCCAUAACCUGUUCCCCAACAAGGAAACGGUUUUCCAUUUCUUAGGCAGGUAUUUAUUCUUCCCCACGAAUCCCAUUUGGGGGCUUAUAUCGAGGUACUAUAAUUCUUAUUUAGCACAAGCAGAUGAAAGAAUAGGUAUCCAGGUCAGAGUUUUUGAUACACGGGUUGGCCCGUUUCAGUAUGUACUAGAUCAAAUUCUCGCGUGUUCUUUAGACAACAAUUUACUUCCGGAAAUCAGCACGAAUGAAUCUUUCAUCACCUCACCUGAGAAUCAAAAAUCAAAAGCUGUUCUUUUGACUUCUCUAAGCUCAGGUUAUUUCGAAAAAAUAAGAGAUAUGUACUGGGAACAUGCAACAGUGACGGGGGAAGUGAUUCAAGUUUCUCAACCGAGCCACGAAGGGUAUCAACAAACUGAAAAGAAGAUGCAUCACAGGAAAGCAUGGGCAGAAAUGUACUUACUGAGUUUGACCGAUAAGCUAAUCACUAGUUCAUGGUCAACAUUCGGUUAUGUGGCUCAAAGUCUUGGAGGUUUGAACCCAUGGAUCUUGUACAAACCUGAAAAUGAAACAACCCCGAAUCCGGCCUGCACCCGUGCUAUGUCAAUUGAGCCUUGUUUCCAUGCUCCACCCUUUUUCGAUUGCAAAAAGAGAACCGGGAUUGAUACUGGUGCAGUAGUCCCCCAUAUCCGACACUGUGAAGACAUGAACUGGGGUCUGAAACUAGUUAAUCCAAUUGCUGAAAGCAUUGCUUAGGGCCACCUUUUUUGUAGUUUUUUUUCCCACAGAUCUUUGUUGAUGUAUGUUUUAGUGGUUAUGAGAAUACAUUCACGGUUUGCUGAUUUAA